Messenger RNA from Drosophila miranda, 1664 nucleotides. Its product is annotated as ficolin-2-like. The coding region runs from base 31 to 1215 and encodes 394 amino acids. The record is from RefSeq and is a predicted model, not a curated record. The transcript has 3 exons. Lineage: Eukaryota; Metazoa; Arthropoda; Insecta; Diptera; Drosophilidae.
UCUGAUUCAAGUCUUUCAACGGGAAUAGUCAUGCAAAUAUAUUGGAUUCUGGUGCUUCUCUUCCUCCACAUAGAAGCAGACGUUACUCUAUCGACGGAAAAUAGCUUCGAGAAGAGUGCUCACUGUGAGGUGACCCGCGAUGAGGACGAUGAGCGGUGUGGCGCCAUUUGCUAUCCGAUUGUGAAGCCGCUACUCCGGUACGCGGCCCUAUGCCAGGGGAAGGAUGCAACGAUUAACGACCUCAAGGAUGAAAUCCGAAAGAAAGAUGUUUACAACGCCCAAUUGGAAAGCAAGCUUGAGCUUGCCAAGUCAAUGGAAAUGCAGGCAAAUAAACAGAUGGAGGAUCUCAAGGAACAGGCGGAUGCCAGGCAGAAGAGCUCGGAUCAACAGCUGAAGGUCAAGGAUACUGAAUUGCUUCUGAAGGCAAACGAAAUGGUGAAAAUGGCGAGAGAAAUAAAGGGCCAGGUCUCAAAAAUGGAAAUGCAGAUUCAAGCUAGAGAGGCUCAAAUGAAAUCAAAUGAUAAGUCAAUCAGAGAACUGGUAGAUCAAGUGAACUUUCUUAAACAAACAUGGACAGGCAGCUGUCUCCCAUUCACCAAUUCCACUGACAUCCAUAUCAUAAAUUUGCCCGGAAUAGGCUUAAUCUAUGUACCCUGCAAUUCCAGUGUGUCCGGAUCUGGGUGGACUGUAAUCCAGAGACGAGUAAAAGGCAAUUUGGACUUUAAUCGCACUUGGAGCGAAUACAAGCAUGGGUUCGGGCACCUCCGGGAGAACUUAUUCCUGGGACUGGAAAAAAUCCAUCUAAUGACCCUGCUCCAGCCUCACGAGCUGUACGUCCAAAUCCAACAUGUUAAUGGAAGCACCAGCUAUGCUCGUUACGAUGAUUUUAAAAUAGGAAGCGAAGCGGAAGGCUACAAACUGAAAUCUUUGGGAAAAUAUUCAGGAACAGCUAGAGAUUCCUUAACUAAAUAUCACCUGAACAUGAAAUUUUCCACAUGGGACAAUGACAAUGACGUUUAUGCGGCAAGCAAUUGCGCAAACGAUUAUGGAGGUGGUUGGUGGUUUUGCUAUUGCUCGACUAGUUUCCUCAAUGGAAAAUAUUAUGAAGAUGGCAAAAGAAGUCUCAAUCAAAGAUACGGCAUUCAUUGGGCGGACUACACGAUCUCGCUUACAUUUUCUCAAAUGAUGAUAAGACCAAAGAUCUUUCACAGAUAAAAGAUCUUUCACAGAACAUACAAAUGGUUAAAUCGAUGCUUAAGGGCGAUUUGAUCGAACCAAAUUCCAUUAGUUAUUAAAUAUGUUUUUAGUUGGGGAAAUUUGAAAGUCGAGGAGUCGAGGAACACGUGGCGCGACACUGUAAUAGCUUCUAGAAUAUGUAUAUUCGUAUCCUCAUUCACGGGGAAUCCUCUAUGGGAAAUUCUACCAUACCAUAUUAAUCCAUUCUGAUGCAGUUUCUGCAAUCUAGUAGCUUGUUUAUGAGUAAGACACAAAAAUGAUGUUCAAGGAUAUAUGCAAUGGCAAAUAAAUACCGCCAAGCUGCCAUCAUUCCAUGCCGCGAAUCCAUCAGAAAUCUUCGAUCUUACCUACAAAAAAAAAAAAUAAUAAAGAAAAUAUUGGUAUUAGUUUGAUUCGAUUUGUGCAUAAAAUAAAAUACCUAAAGUUAA